Messenger RNA from Drosophila ficusphila, 3222 nucleotides. RefSeq names its product hemicentin-1 (gene dpr4). Gene Ontology annotation, cellular component: neuron projection membrane. Gene Ontology annotation, biological process: synapse organization. The transcript is spliced from 6 exons. The coding region runs from base 1222 to 2214 and encodes 330 amino acids. Lineage: Eukaryota; Metazoa; Arthropoda; Insecta; Diptera; Drosophilidae. The record is from RefSeq and is a predicted model, not a curated record.
UCCUGCCGCAAGGAUGCCCGUGCACGCUGCUCCGCCGCCGCCGUCGGAGUUUCACUCAGUCGAUCAGGGAAGAGCAAGUGUGGAGGAAAAGGGAAAGUGCCACUGCCACCGCUGCUGCCACCACAUCGCAUCGCAUCGCAUCGCAUUGUGCCACAUUUGAAAAUGAAAACAGACGAACGAAUGAAGUGAAUGGAAGGCGAAGGCACCAGCCAAAAGCCGUUUAAUAACUAAAUCCCACGGAGCCAUCGCUGGUCACGUUUACGUUCCGUUCCGAGACGGAUACACAAAAUGCCCCGCCUCUCCGCGUCGCCCCCUCUGCACUUGUGUGUGUUCGUUGUCGUCGUCGUCGCUGUUUCGGUGUGUCGGUGUUAGUAUUGGUGUGAGUGCGGUGUGCAUACCUAUAGGGCUAAAAGGCUGACUGGUUCACAGGCUCACUGGCUGGCUCACUGGCUGACUGGCUGGCUGACUGGCUGGCUGGCACCUAAUGUGGCCAACAUUCACAUACACACAUCGUCGAAUAUAUUAAUACAAAGCCCGUCGUCCUCGCCUCGCUGUCAUCGUGUGCGUGUCCGCAUCCGUAUCCGCGUUUGUUGUGCGAGUGUGUGUAUGUGUGUGGGUCCUUGGUGUCCCCCUUCUGUCCAUUUCCGCCGAACGGAAAUAUUUUCAAAAUUCGCGCUUCUAAGCCACACACGCACAGACCCAAAAAUAAAAUAGGGCCAACUUAAAAGGGGGCCAACUUAACAAUUGUCGAACGGAUUGAUUGGUGGAACGGAGUGAUUGGUGAAUUGUGUCUACCGUGUACUGUGUGUGUGUGUGUUGCGUGUGGCAUUGUGCCUGGUCGGAAUGCCUGGUCAUUGUGCAACUGUUGAAUGAGCAAUGCGAGACCUGCUGCCUAAUUAUUGCGCAUUGCGCAAUCGAAUGUCAAAGCCGAGACCAAACGUUACGCAGUAAACGUAAAGCAAAAGUAAAGCCCUGCCACAAGGAUUGGCCGUCAAAAGGCCUCAGCAAAGGACUCAGCAGGAUUCCCGGAGCGGGGGAGAGGAUGACGUUGGUGUCAUUUGGAAGUCAUUGCCGAGACCCAUUAUUAAACCUUAAACCGUAAACGGAGCAAAUCCAACAGCCGGCAGGAGCGGAGGACUCCCGGCCCUCCUCCUCGUCCUCGACUCCUCCUCAUCAUCAUCUGAGUAGAAGCAGCAGCAGUCCGAGUGGAGAGCAUAAACCAUGUGGACGACCGACUGCCCCAAAGCCUUAAAAGCGAUUUGCCUGGUGCCGCUGUGGCUGGUUCUGCUCCUCGAUUGCGGCAUGGUCGGCGGCGAGGUGCCACCGCAUUACUGGGAGACCCCGUACUCGCAGCCGUACUUCGACAAUUCCUCGAGGCGCGAGGUCACCGCAACCGUGGGCCAGGCGGCCCUGCUCCACUGCCGCGUCCGGAAUCUGGGCGAUCGAGCGGUGUCGUGGAUAAGGAAGCGCGACCUGCACAUCCUGACGGUGGGCAUCCUGACCUACACGAACGACCAGCGCUUCCAGUCGCUCCAUUCCGAGGGCUCCGAUGAGUGGACGCUGCGCAUCUCGUCGCCGCAGCCGAGGGAUUCGGGCACCUACGAGUGCCAAGUGUCCACGGAGCCGAAGAUCAGCCAGGGCUUCCGCCUCAACGUGGUGGUGUCGCGGGCCAAGAUCCUCGGGAACGCGGAGCUCUUCAUCAAGAGCGGCAGCGACAUCAAUCUCACCUGCCUGGCGAUGCAGUCGCCGGUGCCGCCAUCGUUCAUCUACUGGUACAAGGGCAAGCGGGUCAUGAAUUACUUGCAACGCGGCGGCAUCAACGUCAUCACGGAGCGUUCCACGCGCACCAGCAAGCUGCUCAUCGCGAAGGCCACGCCCGCCGAUUCGGGCAACUACACGUGCUCCCCCAGCAGUUCAGAUUCCGCCUCGGUGGUGGUGCACGUCAUCAACGGCGAGCAUCCGGCCGCCAUGCAGCACGGCAACAGCAGCGCCAGCUGCCUGCGCCUCCUUCCAGUGCCUUUCGUCCUUGCCACCCGGCUGUCGAUGGCGGUGGCGGCUCUCGCCUGGAACAGCAACUUCAACUGCAACUUCAACCUGAACGGCAACUGGAACUGGAGUCCCGACUGGCGCUGGCACUGGAAUGUCAACCGGAACUGGAGCUGGAAGUGGGGCAACCUGCUCGCCAGUCUAAUUGGACUGUGGACCUGGAGCUGAUGCGGCUGAAGGAUCCAAGUCAAUCCAAAAAUAAACAACCAAAAACGCUGAGCGAAAGGUCCCGGCCAAGUUGGGACUGCAUAAAAUGGAUGGCUCCUCCCCAGGUGCAUUUAAUGGAAGCGGAGGAGGAGCGUCUUACGAACUAGUGUACAUAUACAGUGUGUCCUUUAACGAGUAUUAUCUAUAAGACAUCCCCGAGAGCAGGCAGGCAGUAUUACCAAGGAACUUUUAAUCAACCAACCAAAAACACACACAGUCAACAGGAAGUGUCCAGGCAACAAGCACUAUAUCCACUACCCAUUAAAAUUAACAAACCAAAAAUAAGGAAGGCUAAAAUAACAACAGCAGCAGCUGUUUGUCAUUCACCCAAAAAACUUAGCUGUGUUGUCAUUGUAUUUCAUUUGAAAUUCAUUUGGUUCCACACACAAGGUUAUAAUCAUCAUCACAAACCGGCCAAAAGUCAGCAAUUAUUGAAGGAAACCUUCGGGUUUUACAGUAUCAUUUGGGCUCACUGAAGCAGAAAUGUCCGAUUGUAUAUAAGAUACACAAACAUCUACAUUAUUUAGGCCUUCGAUUGUUUAUUUAUUUAUACCGGAAAAUCAUACAACCUGCACGAGGAAACGUUGAGAGAUCGGGGGAAAAGGUAACCCCGGCUAUAUAUAGAUGGUUAUUCAGUGUAUAUGGAUAAGUUUUUAUCUGGUUGUCAGCCGCGAAAUUGUUCUACGUAGUCCAUCAUCUAGUUACUGUGUAAAAUAUUCAUACUUGAUAAUUGUACAUUUAGAGGUCGGUUUUAAGCGGUCUUGAUAAGACUUUUAAGCAGUAAGCUGGAAUGGAUCCGAUCUCGGUUCCCCAAAAAAAAAAAGGAAAACGAGAAAAGAAAAUAUAUAGUAAAUGAAAUUACAGAAAUUAUUAAACUAAACGAAAACGAUAAAUGAAGCUAACCUAAGCAGAGUCAAGUAUGUUUUUCUGUUUAAACAAAGCAAAAAUAAACGAACAAUGUUUCUCCAU